AUGCUCUUCUCAACAUCGAUAUUCAGGAUAGGCACUCUCCUCGUCACGGCGAGUGUUGCCAAUGCCGCCUACACCCUUCAAGAUGACUACAGUGCCGGCAACUUCUUCCAGGAGUUCGACUUCUAUGAUGGUGCAGACCCCACGAACGGGUUCGUCCAGUAUCAGAGUGCCGUCGAGGCAAAUGCGGCCGGUCUUGCGGGCUUCGUUGGCAGCAGUGUCUACCUCGGCGUAGACUACCGGACGAACAACCCAUCAGCCGGCCGACCCUCAGUACGAGUAACGUCUAAGAAGGCCUACACCAAGGGGCUUUUCAUCGCAGACAUCGCACACAUGCCCGUUGGCUGUGGUGUAUGGCCAGCCAUGUGGAUGUUCGGUCCCAACUGGCCCUCCUCCGGGGAGAUCGAUAUCAUCGAGGGCGUCAACAGCCAAAGCACCAACGCCAUUACCUUGCACACUUCAGCUGGCUGCAGCAUCAGCAACACUGGGUCGCUGGCCUCAACUAAGCUCACCACCACGGACGGCAACUGCAACUCCGGGAACGGUAACAUUGGCUGCGGCCAGUCAACUUCCGAUACCAACAACUACGGCGCGGGCCUCAAUAGCAUUGGCGGUGGCGUCUAUGCUGUCGAGUGGACCAGCACAGGUAUCUCCGUGUGGUUCUUCCCUCGUGGCUCUGCUCAAGCCUCCGCCCUCUCGGGCAACUCGACUGCUGGCGCGGGUGUCGACACCUCAGCCUUCGGCCAGCCCCUGGCGACCUUCGUCGGUGGCAGCGGGUGCAACAUUGAUGAGCACUUCAUGAACCACAACCUUGUGUUCAACACCGACUUUUGCGGUGACUGGGCCGGCCAGGUGUGGAGCCAGGACGCUACCUGCUCAUCGCUGGCCGCGACCUGCAACGACUACGUCGCCAACAACCCGCGCGCGUUCGUCGAGGCCUACUGGCUGAUCAACUCCGUCAAGGUGUACCAGGACGCUGGUUUACCUGCAAAGCGAGAUCGCGUGAUGCGGUCUUUCAUCGCAUAG
Phaeoacremonium minimum UCRPA7 is the source of this 1023-nucleotide messenger RNA. Its product is annotated as putative glycoside hydrolase family 16 protein. Bases 1 to 1023 code for a protein of 340 amino acids. Gene Ontology annotation, molecular function: hydrolase activity, hydrolyzing O-glycosyl compounds. Gene Ontology annotation, biological process: glucan catabolic process. NCBI's taxonomy places the organism in Eukaryota, Fungi, Ascomycota, Sordariomycetes, Togniniales, Togniniaceae. The transcript has a single exon. The record is from RefSeq and is a predicted model, not a curated record.